CAGUAGCCAUCACCCGCCGCGACUCCGCGUGAUGGCUCCGACUACCUCUCGCCUCUUCCACCUUCAUUAGCCGCAUCACGCAUACAUUCACACCUACCUCUCCAAGGCCUAGUCUUUAGACAUUGCACCGCAUCCAUCGUUAGAGGGGCCUUCCCUGUCCCUUCCCUAUCAUGUAUCCACAUCCACGAGGCUCCCCACGGACGGCCUCGGCGGCAAACAACCCCCAGACGAAUCCAUCCAGAACCAACAACCAGCGGGAUCCUUACUCCGGACGCUCUUCCCCGUACUCAGAGACCCUCUCCUACGGUGACCGCGCCUCCGAGGAGGGUGACGGCGAGAUGAUAUCCCGCCCAGAGCGACCCCCAGACACCGAUCAAACCAACUCGCAUAGAGUGAAUCAAAUCAUUCAAAAUUUCUUUACCAAAGCAGCGCUUCUAAUCAUCUCGUCUCGUGCCUCCCUACCCCAGUGCUUCAAUCAGAAUGGGGAUCUACGGCAGAACAAAUGGUUCAACGUCGUCAUCGAUGAAGCCGAUAUCCUCACGCCAGACCUGAGGGAGUGGAAAACGUUGGAUGCUGUUCACGGACAACCUCCGCCCCUGUGCAUCGAGAUAUAUCUUGAUAUUGCGGGCCUAGACUCAAAGCAGUCGUUGGUCAUACACGACGGCGAUGGCAAGCGGUGGGACGUUGGGGAGGCGUUGAAUAGAUUGGUUGAGCCCCCCAGUCGACUAGGCGGUUCCACCCAGAUUGUGCUUGAACGUUGGAAGGUAUACAUAGGAGAUAAAACCUCCGUACACCCAUCCGAACUUCGAGAUCCCUUGCCGAACGUAUAUAAGAAGGCAGUGGUCCUCUUCCGAUCGCUAUACGCCUAUCUUCGCUUCCUCCCUGCCUGGAAGUACCACAAGAAUAUCGCAAAACAGCCCGCCAACUUUCCCUCCUUGAAGCUCAACUACCGCAUCUACAACGGCAACUUCAGGACUCCCCGACAAGACACCCUGGGCAUCCCUCUGUACCCAUCCCCGGACGAUGUGCUCGAGUACCAAGACUUUACCCCUUCCAAUUCUCCCAUUGGGCCCUUGUGUAUCUCCGUCCAAUACCGUACCAAUUGUGACUUCACCGUGGAAGACUCGGAGUCUCUGCUGAGCUCCCAUUUCAUGGGCCUGGAUGACAAUUACCUCGAACAGUCCACCCGCUCGCCCGGUCAAGGCCCUGGAUCGGUCCCAGUGAACAAACUGCACCCGCAAGAAACACCCGAUCUAGGCCAAGCAUACGGCAGCAUGUCCACGUUCCAUAAAGUGGGUGUACCCACAGGUACAAGCCCCAUGACAGCGUUGCGAGCCGUACGUGACAUGCCCUCGUCGUCGCCCAGGGAAUCGCCUCCGCAGAAACUACCCCCUAACCACCGCACCGCCCAAGGUUCAAAGUCGUCUCUGCGUUCCACCGAUGCGCAGACCCACCAACGGCGGACCUCCGUUACAUUCCAGCCUUUCAAAGCGGGCUCCUUGUCAUCGUCGCCGGCGCAACAGCCACCGUCCGCUAUUGCAGCUUCGCCAGCAAGCUCCCUCGGAAGGCCCAGCAGCUCACUCGGGAGGCCCAGUAUGCUCAAUCAGCCGCGGAAUCGGACGUCAUUGACUGCACUGCCGCAAACUGCUCUCAGGACACCGUCUUUGCCCAACGACACUAUUCUCGCUUCCUCUGCUUCUAGCUCCCCUAAACCUACCGCUCCCAUCAUCACCCGAUACAGUAGCAGUUUCGGUCAGCGGCGAAGUCGUUUCUCAUCUGGAGAUGGCCGUGUUGGCAGCAGGCUUGAUGAUGAUAACUUGAGCAGCGGCAGACAGAGUGUUGCUUCAUCUCAUCAACCAGGUUCCGACAUGCUGGGCAACGAGGGAGAAGCCGCCAGCUCAGGCUCCGUCAAAACGGAUGACGAGCACAUUUCCGAGUUCCUCAAGCUCCUCGAGCAGAAGAAGGACCUGAAGAGCUUCAACAAGAGCGACACCGUCUCUAAGGGAGCCACAGCUCGUCGAACGACAGCUCAGCUCUCGAAAUAUCAGCGUCUCAGAGACUCACAUGCAGCAUUAUCCGACUCAGUCACGUCGUCGAUGCUGCUACAUAGGUCUUCCACGUCCUCUAGUCGACAACUGUCUAGCGUGCCGCCGAUGAUUGCUGGCACCUCCGCAUCCACUUCCUCAUCACCCGGAAAACCCAUCUCGCCUCAUACGCCGCAUACUCCUGCGAUACCCUCUCGUCUCAGUGCUAAUAGCAUCAUCGAGUAUGAGCCGCGCAGGAGUCGAAGCAGGUCAGGCCGUACAGCAACCGAGCAGAACCGCGGCGGUAAUGCCGAAUCGAGAGAGACGGAAGCACAGGGGACGACGACGACUGCGAUCGACAUUCCCACCUCACCCCGUCCAUGGAACCACCCGCGACGCUCGAGCUCGGCUGCCCAGCAAAACCGCACUCUGGAGGACGAACCGGACAUCUUUGGACUGCGUGCGGCGAGUUUGCCAAUCGAUGACGUGGACAGAGAGAGGGAACGAGAUAUUUUGACAUCGAGCGGACUGUUUGCGCAGACGGAGCUCGCGAGCGCCGGGCUACCGUCGACGGAGAAUGUGGGACCCAUGGAUUCUCGCGACGACCUCAUUCCUCGCCCACUAUCGACUUCGAAUCUUCCCUCCAUGCGAGGUGGAGGAGGAGGCGGUGCUGGCGUGAGGGGCGGCACUCGCAAACUGUCCUCGCACCAUGGCAGUUCGAGCAGCCUGGCUGCAGCUGGGGGUUCGAGCUCCAAUGAGGGGCAGCGCCUGGGAGGCGUUGGAAGCCGAUGGAGUUUCCGGCAUGCGGCGGCGCAGAACCAGCAGGCGCUGGCGCAGCAGGCGGACGACGACGAGCCCUUGCUGUUCCAGAUGAGCGAGAUUCAGAGCGGGAGUCGCAGGAGCAUUGAGGAGGGGAGGGGUGGAGGAGGGAGUGGGAGUGGAAGCGGGAGUGCGGGGAGGAGAGGAGGGUUGGGGUGGAACAGGUUAGGGGAGGGAGGAGAUCGGUGAGGAGCGAGGAAGGGAAGACGAGUUUGCUGCUCUUCUUCUUGCUCUUCCUCUAUUGGAAUUCGUUGCGCUUUUAUGUAGAGGGUGUUUGGAUCACCGCGGCAUAUUUUCUGGUUUUGAGAGGGAUUGGGGAAACCAUCCCCUGAUUGUUUACAUAGAUUCACAUACAGAUUGAUGGGUUCAGUAAGUACCAUUUUGGGAAGCUAG
Messenger RNA from Westerdykella ornata, 3236 nucleotides. RefSeq lists its product as uncharacterized. The transcript is spliced from 3 exons. Gene Ontology annotation, biological process: piecemeal microautophagy of the nucleus; autophagosome assembly; mitophagy. NCBI's taxonomy places the organism in Eukaryota, Fungi, Ascomycota, Dothideomycetes, Pleosporales, Sporormiaceae. The record is from RefSeq and is a predicted model, not a curated record. The coding region runs from base 171 to 3032 and encodes 953 amino acids. Gene Ontology annotation, cellular component: extrinsic component of membrane; phagophore assembly site; cytosol.